CACAUCAUGACUUCCCAGGACGUCACGCUAGACGAUGGCAAAGACAGCGACUAUGGCUCCGAGUUUGGAACAGACGACGAAGCAACAAUUUCAGUCCUCCUUACGCAAGCCGCGUCGCAGCCUCCCACAUCGAUAAGCAACCAUGCUGAAGUCUUGCCGGGUACUCCCACUUUGUCGCCAUUCGCCAGAGGCACGCGGCGCAAAUAUGUCGACGACGAGGGCACUAUCUUCGAGAUGGUCUCGCGCGACGGCCCUGUCGGUGAGGCUUCAAUUGAGAUCGAAGACGACGAGCACAACCGCCUCGCUUUCUCNCCUUGCUGUUCGCAUACGCGCUUCACAGCUCGUCCUGACGCUGCUCGCCUGUCCGUUCCGUCCCGCGAAGUAGAUGCCGAACCUGAACAACCAAAUCCUCUGGACACGCGAUCACCAAUUGAACGAUUUCGUACGCCUCCGAAGAAGCCUCUAUCUGUCACCGACAUCAUAUCUCCUGCCUGGUGCGAACUACAGUACUGGUACAGCUUGACCAAAUAUGGACGGGUCCGCCGAACAGCCGCCAUGAAGCAGGGCUCCUCAGUACACAAGGUUCUGGAAGAGCAAGCUGCUACAGUCUUACCCGUCGACACGAUACGACUGCUGGUUGAGAGAAUUCUACAGGAAGAGCUGAAGGCUGUCGUGCCGGUCGAGACGGUGAAUCAAGUGGUACAAAAGGCUUUGGAACAAGAGAAACGGACAGCAGUGCCUCUGGACGUUGUUGGAGGCCUGGUACACCAAGUUUUGGAGAAGGGCAAACUCGAGCCUGUCGCUGUCAACACUGUCAGCGAGUCGGUGCACAAAGUCACAGGUGCACAGGUCCAAAAGGCGAUCACUGUCGAAGUCGAGACCAAGGAAGAUGCUUUCGGCUUGCGAAUCUGGAAUACAAUACAAAAUCUGCGCACCCUGAGAACAACCGGACAGGCUCGUGAAUUUGAGACCUGGGCCAUCAUCGAAGGUCAAGUUGUUAAUGGUAUCAUUGACGAGCUCAGUUAUGAAUGUCCUGACGAGGAGUUUGAAGCGGGUCUAGUUCAGCAAAAGGAAACAAAGCCCAAAAGAGGAAUAUCGAAGAAGCAAAAGGUCACUUCCGAGAACCAGUCCAAUCUGGACGCUUUCUUCAGCGGCUCUCAAACAACCGAAAGCAGUGACACUGCAUGGCUGGGAAGUCCUCAUGCCAAUCGCAGAAUCUACAUCAAGGACGUAAAGACUCGUGGUUCNAAAAGUAUGCCCAAGGGAGAGGCAUCAUUCCGACCUACCUCGAUGCAACUGAUGAUGUACCACCGUAUGCUUUCUUUACUCGCCUCGAAUUCGGUACCAGCUGAGCAAGUUUUUGCUCGCUACGCCCUCGACAGUAGUGUUGCUUUCAGCGACAUGUUUGUUGCCCAGCUAGGCAGCAUCGAGUCAGAUGCCCAAAUCGCAGCGGCUGAGCAGGCAGAGAUGCCAGUACAAGACACGAUCGAUGAGUUACUUGCUCACAACAGCCUCGAGAAACUCUGGACGUUGAUGAUCUCGGAAUUUCAGCUUGCGAUACCAUUCUCCAACAAGCCAUCAACGCCAUCAUCCAUCGGUGAUGUUCUCAUGGCCGAAUACAGAGCGUCUGGUAGCGGCUCCGUGAUAGGAUCGAAAACCUUUGCCUACGAUCCCGAUGUCCUAGACGCUUACUUAAAGAAAACAAUGGCUUGGUGGAACGGCGAACGGAUGCCGAAAGGCGUAGAGAUUGAAGAGGCUUUCAAGUGUCGAAUGUGCGAGUUUGCCGAAGUGUGCGGCUGGCGCAAAGACAAGGUUGAGGAAGGCAUUCGUAAAGCCAGACUUCGGAACCAAGGCAAGAAGAAGAGCGACGUUUGA
Molecule: messenger RNA, 1875 nt
Organism: Aureobasidium vineae
Lineage: Eukaryota; Fungi; Ascomycota; Dothideomycetes; Dothideales; Saccotheciaceae
Source: the annotation of a GenBank genome assembly